AUGAAGUUCACCACCGAGAUCACUCUCCUCACUCUGGCCAUGGGCGUCUUUGCCCAAUCCGCCACCAGGGUUCUCACCGAGCGUGACCUAACCGCCAUCCAGGGCGUCAUUAAGGAAGUCGGCAACUCACUGAAGGACUUGAACAAGGCUGUGGACGGUUUCAACGGCGAUAUCAACGGCCUCACCAGUGCUGUCUCAGGUUUCAAUAAAACCCUCGUCUCGGGCACCGACACGGUCAAGAAUACGGGUGAUAUUACCCUCAACGAUGCUCUACAGCUCCAGGGAAGUGUCACCGGACUUCAGGACGACGGCAAAGCCCUCACCGGUAAUCUGAAAAAGAAGAAGCCCGAUUUCGAGAAGGCCAACCUCUGCGGUGCCGUCGCUUCACAAAUUGGCGUCGUCGGUGACGGCGCCAAGGGUCUCAUCGAUGCUGUCGUCAAGAAGGUUCCUGCCAGUGUACAGAGUGUUGCCAGCUCGCUUGCCGGCGGCUUCGCUGCAACUUUGACAUCAACCCAGCAGGAAUUCGCCCCAGGCAACUGCACCAACGCCAACGGCAAGAGCGGUGGCGUUAUGAGCGGUGGUAACAUGGACGGUGGCAUGAGCGGCGGCAACGGAAGCUCCAACGGCGCACCCAGGACCUCCUCCCCCGCCAAGGCCAGCGCUGCUACCGUGUCUGUCGGCCUCGGCUCCAUCGCUGUGGCGGCGUUUGCUGUUAUGCUGCUGUAA
This is a messenger RNA of Colletotrichum orchidophilum, 726 nucleotides long. Its product is annotated as cell wall protein. NCBI's taxonomy places the organism in Eukaryota, Fungi, Ascomycota, Sordariomycetes, Glomerellales, Glomerellaceae. Gene Ontology annotation, cellular component: extracellular region. The record is from RefSeq and is a predicted model, not a curated record. The coding region runs from base 1 to 726 and encodes 241 amino acids. The transcript has a single exon.